CGGGGCAGCCGGCGGUUUCCCGGCAGUCUGGGACGUAGGAAGAACGGAGGGCCGAGAAAGCGGCUGGCUGGCUGGGCGCGGUGAAGUUCAGUGGGCGGCGGCCGACUAGCUGUCGUCUGGGAACGGGGAGUUUUAAGACGUUGCUGCUGGCUGCCUGGCUGCCGUGGCCGGCGCCGGUUCCCCAUGGAAGUCGAGAUGCCGCAGGAUGUGUCUCUGAUUGACAUUCUCUGGAGACAAGACAUAGAUCUUGGAGCAAGGCGUGAAGUUUUUGAUUUCAGCCAAAGGAAGAAAGAAUAUGAACUUGAGAAGCAGAAAAAGCUCGAAAGUGAGAGACAAGAGCAGCUUCAGAAAGAGCAAGAAAAGGCCUUUCUUGCUGAGUUGCGGCUGGAUGAGGAAACCGGGGAAUUUGUUCCUAUCGAACCAGCUCAAGUUGUUGAAUCUGGAAAUUCUGCCAUAUCCAACAAUUAUUCACAGAAUGUUCAUAUUUCCAAAGAAGAUGCAGAUGAUCUGUUUGAUGAUUGCAUGCAGAUUUUAGCAGAAACAUUUUCAUUUGUAGACGAGAGUGAGAUUUCCCCAGCUGAAUUUCAACAAGUGGCGCCUUUGGAAAUGGCUGCCAACCAGGUCUUUUUGGAAUCUAACCACAUGCAGCAGCUUGACUCACCUGUACUUCAAUCUACGAUUCCAGAAUUAUUAGAUACAAAAGUGGAAAACACACAAGAUAUAGAACAAGUGUGGGAAGAACUCCUGUCUAUUCCAGAACUGCAGUGUCUUAAUAUACAAAAUGACAGCCUUGCCGAUGUAACAUCAAACCUAUUUGCCGUCAAUACCACUUCAGAGGCAACCGAUGACUUUAACUUCUACAGUUCAUUAUCUGUCAUGGAGAAAGAAGUUGUUAAUGGCAGUCAAGACUUCCUGAAACCUUUGGAGGAUCCCUAUUCCAGCAUAGGGUUGCCAGAAGAUUCUAGUCAACGUAGCACUGAUUUCUGUGAGGAUUUCUAUUCCUUUAUUGAUGUGAAGAUGAAUCCCAGAGUGGCUACCCCACCAUCUCAUUUUGUGGAUCAGGCAAUUGCUGGCUUUUUAAGCGAACCGAUUGAUCUUUCGGAUUUUGCUCAGUGCAAAGCUUUUAAGCAGGAUCUUGUAGGAAAUGCCCCAGAGUAUAAUGAUUCCGACUCUGGUAUUUCACUGAAUGCAAGUCCCAAUAUAACCUCCCCAGCUCAUUCUGUUGAGUCUUCUUCGGUCUGUCAGGAUGCAGGCUUUGGAUGCAGUGAUUCAGAAAUGGAGGAGAUCGAUUGUGCCCCUGGAAUUGUGUCACCGAGCAAUGCCUCGAUUCAUUCAUUUCACCUGCAGGCUCCUGCCUCUCCAUCUCUGGAGCAAGGCACUCCAAAGCCUGACUUACUGCUUACUAGUACACCUCAGAGAGAAUUGCCUGCCAAUCCUGGUCACGUUGAAGCUCCAUUUAUGAAAGAUAAGUCUUUCAACCAAGAAGAAGCUUAUCUCACUAGAGAUGAGCUGAGAGCAAAAGCUCUGAAGAUCCCUUUUCCUGUUGAAAAAAUCAUUAACCUCCCUGUGGAUGACUUCAAUGAAAUGAUGUCCAAGCAGCAGUUCAACGAGGCUCAGCUCAGUCUGAUUCGUGACAUACGAAGGCGAGGCAAGAACAAAGUAGCUGCUCAGAACUGCCGUAAAAGGAAACUGGAAAAUAUUACUGAGUUGGAGCAUGAUCUGGAUUACCUGAAGGAUGAGAAAGAGAAGCUCCUGAAAGAGAAGGUGGAGAAUGACAAAAGCCUGCAGCUGCUGAAAAAGCAGCUGAGCACCCUGUACCUUGAAGUCUUCAGCAUGCUUCGAGAUGAAGAUGGCAAGCCAUACUCCCCUAAUGAUUACUCACUGCAGCAAACCAGAGAUGGGAGCAUUUUCCUUGUGCCUAAGAGCAAGAAGCUAGAGACUAAGUUCUGAAGAUCAAGGAGACAAAAAAAAUUAAUAAUCCAUGAAUAUUUUUACAUUGCUAUUUUCUAUUGAUAAGUAUCAUGGAACCCAAUGUUGUCCUUUCUCAAGUGACAUGUUUCUUUAGUCAAAUGUAUGAAUGCACUAAAUCAUUAGCGUAAAACAAAAUGUAUGCACAUGGUUAAUACUUCCAAAAUACACUAGUUCUUCCUGUUAUAUAACAGCCACUUCAGUAGUUUUUGUGUUUGUGUAAAUAUUUCAAGAUGUCUUAUUUAUAUACCAUUUCUAUAGUUGGCUUUAUUCAAAUAAGCAUCAAGUGUGAUUUAUCUGCUAAUCCUACGUAUUUACAAAAUUAACUUUAUGUCUUAAGGUACAUCAUUUUAUAAAUACAAAUGAUUUUUUUAGCUUACAAGUGUAUUUACUUUAAUAUAGCAGCUUGAAUGUAGUGUAAACUGAUAUGUAUAAUACAGCAAUAGGACACAACCCAACCCAAAGACAAGCACUUUGAAGAAUAGCUUAAGAGGAGGAACAUUAAGCACAUGCUUAACGUUUUCGUUAAAAUUAAUGGGGCUUCAGGAACCUGAUCAUUGGAAGGUUUAGCGUUUUGUACUUUUAAAGUGGUUGCAUUUUUUUCUUUUGACGAUUUAGUAAAUUGUUAUGCAAAGUAUGAUUUUGUUUCAGCCAAAGCUGUACAACUAUGUGACUCAAUGUGGUUGAAUGGGAGAGCGAUUCACUGGAUGUAGAACACAGCUUCUUGUGAAUCUAAGCUUUUAUUAUCCUCACUUUUUUGUAGCUCUUAUAUUUUCAUAUAUUUGACUUGAAAUGCAUUAAAAGUCUCCAAAGCCAGA
This is a messenger RNA of Notechis scutatus (mainland tiger snake), 2786 nucleotides long. RefSeq names its product NFE2 like bZIP transcription factor 2 (gene NFE2L2). The record is from RefSeq and is a predicted model, not a curated record. Gene Ontology annotation, molecular function: RNA polymerase II cis-regulatory region sequence-specific DNA binding; DNA-binding transcription factor activity, RNA polymerase II-specific. Gene Ontology annotation, biological process: regulation of transcription by RNA polymerase II; cellular response to oxidative stress. Lineage: Eukaryota; Metazoa; Chordata; Lepidosauria; Squamata; Elapidae. Gene Ontology annotation, cellular component: nucleus.